GGAUCUGGGAGCGGUGGACGCCGGCGGGCAAAGCGCGUCUGGGCCGAGGUAAGGGGGAUGGAGGAAGAAGCAGGGCCAGGCCUGCGGCCCUACAUUCGGCAGUGAGCAGGGAACGUUCAGCCCGCGUGGAAGGAAAAGCAGCCGCUCUGACGGCUGGCGGAGCGGAAAGGUUGUUUUGUCAUGGCAGCGCCGGGAGCUACAGCCUGUGACGACGUUCCACGGAGAAGCUGGCAGUCAGCUGAGCCCCGCAACGGAGCAAGAGAAAUGGAUUCAGAUGAAAAAGCUACAAAUAGAAAUGAACAAAAAUCAAGGAAAUUUUUGAAAAGCCUUGUACGGAAGCAGCCCUGUGACUUACUGUUAGUCAUUGGAAUGGGAGUGAGUGCCGCUGUAGCACCAGGAAUUCCAGCCCUAUGUUCCUGGCGGAGCUGCAUUGAAGCAGUCAUUGAAGCAGCUGAUCAGCUUGAGGUGCUACAUCCGGGGGAUGUGUCUGAAUUCCGCAAAAAAGUGGUCAAAGACCGAGAUUUGCUUGUAGUUGCACAUGACUUAAUCCGAAAGAUGUCGCCGCGCACAGGAGAUGCCAAACCCAACUUUUUCCAGGACUGUCUAAUGGAAGUCUUUGAUAACUUGGAGCAGCACAUUCAGAAUCCUGUUGUUCUGCAGUCAGUUCUCCAACUAAUGGAGAGAGGCACUAUGGUCCUUACCACGAACUAUGACAACUUACUUGAAAUCUUUGGUCAGCAGCAGAGUAAACCUAUGGAAUCUCUUGACUUGAAAGAUAAGGACAAGGUUCUCCAAUGGGCAAAAGGACACAUCAGAUAUGGAGUUCUUCACAUUCACGGUUUGUACACUGAUCCUUGUGGAAUGGUGUUGGAUCCCUCAGGAUAUAAAGAUGUGACUCAAGACCCUGAGGUGAUGGAGGCUCUGCAGAACCUGUACCAAACAAAAUCUUUUUUGUUUGUGGGCUGUGGAGAGACGCUGCGGGAUCAGAUAUUUCAGGCCCUGUUUCUAAACAUUGUUAAACACAAAGUGGAUCUACAACAUUACAUGCUGGUGCUUAAAGAAAAUGAAGACCAAUUUUUUAAACUUCAAGCAGAUAUGCUUCUACAUGGCAUAAAAGUAGUAUCUUAUGGGGAUUGCUUUGAACGUUUUCCCGAGUAUGUUCAGGAUCUCACUACUCAGAUCUGCAAACAGAGGAGUCCAGAUGCAGAUCGGGUGGACAGUACAACACUUUUGGGAACAUCUUGUGUUGACUGUGCAAAGAGAAAGCUAGGGGAAAGCAACAAUGAGCAACCCAAGAGACCAAGGCUACCAGAUAAUGGUACUGUUGAAGACGUUGCCCCUCUGUGAAUACAAGAAUAUCAUUUGAAAAACAGCCAUCUGCCAUGAGUGUGCCAUCCGCUUAUAUCAUGAACAAGGAUUCCACUAGUGGACAGCAUUGUUGUUUAAAACUUCAUAUGCAUUAUGUAAUAAGAACUGGUUAGAAACAGAUCCUUUAACACUCCUGUAAACUUAUAUUCAGGAUCUCUACAUUUCAAGGGUAUAACCAGUUUGCAACUACCUCAAGGAUAAAAUACUGCAAAAAGGGAUAUAUAGCUGUUGACAUAGCAUUCUGAUCUGUGAAACAGCAUUUUGUUUUACCUUAUUUGAAUCUGACAGGCAGAGCAAUCCAGAUGGUAGAAAGCUGGCGGGGUGUGUGUGUGUCUGUGGAAAGCUCUCUGCAGCAUCCAUUUCCCACUCAGGACCCAUUGGCUUGGCUGAGCUCCAGCUUCAUUAGGACCUGCAUGCACAAGCAGGAAGGAAGAAGCUGGCUCCCACUAAUCGGCCUCUCCAUAGAUGGGCAUUACAAUUUUUUUUUACUGCACCAGCCUUUUGGCAAGCAGUUUCCAGACAGAUUGGGAGCCAGAGAAGGGCUCCAAACAUGAGGAGGAUCUCACGUAAGCCUGCUCCGUGGCUCAGCUCCUGGAAUGCCCUGUUUUCAGGGCCCCUGCUGGCUCUUCGUCCACCGGGCUGGCUGCCCUGGCAGCCCCUCGGCAGUGCUGCAGCUCAGCUGUGGCAGACGGCUGCUGCCAGUGGUGGCUGGUGGCGCUGGGAACUUGCCAGCACAGCCGGGGGCCACAGCAUCCAACUCCCCCCAACCUGGCGGAAAGGUCAGUUGGAUUGUGCCCUAAUCUUGUUUUCAUUCAGCAUGAGUUAUAUAGACUGGGUUGGAUCCAAAGGUGAGUAUUAGGAAACAUCUUCCUCUUACAAGGACUGUUUGCAUUAGAGCACUGCAUGAGACAAGUGGAACUACAUCCAAAGACCACCUGUGCAUAUAAGCAGAAGCAUGAGAACUGCUACAGAUCCUACCGGUCCACAGCACUUUGUGAACUCUUGUGCAUGCAUUUGUGGAACAGCACUAGUGGUUAUUUUCUUCCACUCCUACCCAUUGGAAAUGUAAUAAGAUUUUAUACAUUUUGUAAGUUUUUUAAAAAAAGAAACUUGAAGGCACUUAAUUUUUAUGCAUUUUAAUAAAAACAUUAGAAACCCAGGAGAAAAGAUUGUAACAAUUAGCUUAAAAGCACUAGAGGACCAAAGCUAACAAAACGUCCCAAAAUAAAUACUUUAAAUACAUCUUAGAAGGAAAAAGGUGCUAAGAUACUGUCAAAGAGCCGUGUUAGGUGUAAAGCAUACUUAACAAACAGCAGAUUAGCUAGGAAAACUAUUUCUUGAAUAUACUGUUCGAGCCUGCAAGUCAAAGAUUGCUCCUCUGUAGAGGGAGGGGUCACAGCACAAAGGAAACUACGUAUCCAGGCAAAAGUUCUAAUCUUGUCUAGAAAAUUCUAGUUUUCUGUAUCAAGGGAAUGAUUUUUCAUUAGGCAGCCCUGUACCUUCAAAGUGAUACUGUUAAAGAACAGUUUUACUGCCUUAUCUGCUGGUUAUAUAAAAUAGGUGCAUUAUUUAUAUCCAUUCUUAGAGAUGCAUAUAUUAUCCCUCAGGGGCAAGAGAGACAAAUAGUGGAUUUCAAUAUAAAAUGUGAUAUCACUUUGCCAACUAUGCUUAGAAGUAAUUUUACAACCUACUUUAAUUAGAAACUAGAACUGGAUAAAGUUUAACAACUUUCAAAUAUAAAUUAUGCAAGCUAAACAAAUUUAACAGUCACACUAAGAAAUGAAUU
Rhineura floridana is the source of this 3154-nucleotide messenger RNA. RefSeq names its product family with sequence similarity 118 member A (gene SIRAL2). The record is from RefSeq and is a predicted model, not a curated record. The transcript has 9 exons. Lineage: Eukaryota; Metazoa; Chordata; Lepidosauria; Squamata; Rhineuridae. Bases 181 to 1347 code for a protein of 388 amino acids.